Heterocephalus glaber (naked mole-rat) is the source of this 783-nucleotide messenger RNA. NCBI's taxonomy places the organism in Eukaryota, Metazoa, Chordata, Mammalia, Rodentia, Bathyergidae. The record is from RefSeq and is a predicted model, not a curated record.
CGGUUACGCCCUUUACGUCUUGCGUGUGCCGGGAACCCGUGCGCUCGGAGUGGCCCGCGAAGGCGCACCGGCUUGCCUGGAACCUCAGUCCUUGCGCCGCCAUCGCCGUCAUGCUGGGCGCAGCUCUCCGCCGAUACGCGGUAGCAGCCGCUGCCCGUACCGCGCCCCGCAGCCUGCUACAGCCCGCCGAAGCCCCCAGCCCUGUCGCCGCUGUCCAGUCGGUUCGCUGCUAUUCCCAUGGGUCACAUGAGACAGAUGAGGAGUUCGAUGCUCGCUGGGUGACAUACUUCAACAAGCCAGAUAUAGAUGCCUGGGAAUUGCGUAAAGGGAUGAACACGCUUGUUGGCUAUGAUCUGGUUCCAGAACCCAAAAUCAUUGAUGCUGCUUUGCGAGCGUGCAGACGGUUAAAUGAUUUUGCUAGUGCUGUUCGAAUUCUAGAGGUGGUUAAGGACAAAGCAGGACCUCAUAAGGAAAUCUACCCAUAUGUCAUCCAGGAACUGAGACCAACUCUGAAUGAACUGGGAAUCUCUACUCCAGAAGAGCUGGGCCUUGACAAAGUGUAACCCACAGAUGUGUACAGCGUGCCCAGCUUUUACUGUACCAGCCACUGCUACUGGCUUCCUUCUCAAGGAUUUCUUGACAGUGCUACUUGAUUGUAAACAAUCGCCUGGAAAUGCUGAUGAUAACAUAUUACCUUAUUUGAACAAGUUUUCCUCUAUUGAGUACCAAGCCAUGUGAUGGUAACCUGGACUUUAAUAAAUGGGAAACAAGUUUGAACCGAAA